UACGAGCUCAGGAAUAGGGGGCACUUGUGGCAAGAUACUCUUUUUCAAUUGAGGAUUCGUGAAGGUUUUUUCAGGAAUUUCCUUGCCAAUCGACCAGAUGGCACUUGGCACUUUGGCAGGGGAUGUUUAGAGGUCUCAGAAUGCCGAUGUUUUUCCCUUUCAAGUCUUCAUCCAUCUGCCAAAAUCCCAGAGAAACCGCAAACAGACGCCAGGGGUAUUGAUCCUCUGUUCCGCGAGAUCGUAGAGAUUAUAGGAACUGAUAAUCUCAGACCUCGAGAAAGUCCAAUUGGGGUUCCUGUAUCUCAAGAAACUCGCGUAAUAGCUGCAGGGGUAAGAGAGGAAUUACCACUUGGCAUUGGAUGUGUUCGUCAAUUUGCCGAUGAGAGUAUCGGACUUGAUUAUGAGAAAACAUUGAUACCGAAGGAUACCCGGUUGGCAACUCCUGAUGUAAAUGAUGUUAGCCCUAUUGUUCACAAGGUAACAGAGAUCGUGCGGGCUGAAAAUAAUGUAAUUCCCAUGGAAGAACGUUUGGAAAACUUGGGCAUUCAGUUCAAUUCAAAUGUUGUGGAGAAUGUACUGAAGAGAUGCUUUAAAGUACGAAACUUAGCUUUUAGGUUCUUUAAAUGGGUGCAGCUCAGGGCAGGGUUUCACCACACUACUGGGACUUACAAUACAAUGAUAUAUAUUGCUGGGGAAGCAAAGGAAUUUGAUCUCGUGGAAAAACUAGUUGAGGAAAUGGAGAACAAUUCAUGUCCGAAGGAUAUGAAGACAUGGACCAUUCUCAUAUCUCACUAUGGGAAGGCAAAACUUAUUGGCAAAGCCUUGCUGGUCUUCGAAAAAAUGAGGAAAUCUGAUUGCACACCAGAUCGGACAGCUUUUAAAAUCAUUAUCCAGUCUUUAUGUACUGCAAGAAAAGCAGAGAUUGCAUUAGAGUUUUACAGGGAGAUGGUUCUUAAGGAUAUGGUGGUAGAUAUAAAUUUGUAUAAGUUGUUAUUGAACUGCUUAUCAAGGUCAGGAGAUUUCUCAGCUGUUAGAAUAGUUGGAGAAGACAUGAUCAAAGUCUCUCAGAUUCCCGAGAAUAUAGUUUAUUCUUGUCUUCUGAAGAGUUUCUGCAUUUCAGGGAGUAUUGGAGAGGCCUUAGAAUUGAUUCGCGAACUUAGAAAUAAAAUGAUAACCCUUGAUUCUGGAAGUCUUGAAAUUCUGGUGAAAGGGCUAUGUAGGGCUGAUAGGAUUGGUGAUGCUUUAGAAAUUGUUGAUAUCAUGAGGAACAAUCACAUUCUUGAUGGUAAGGUUUAUGGGAUUAUCAUCAAUGGUUACUUGAAGAGAAAUGAAAUUUCAAAGGCAUUGGAGCUCUUUUCUAGUAUUAAAGAAUCUGGGCACUUACCCACAGCUUCUACUUACACCGAGCUGAUGCAACACCUCUUCUGGUCAAAUGAGUAUCAAAGAGCCUGUGAGCUAUAUGAAGACAUGCUUGUUAAUAGGGUUGAACCAGAUACUGUGGCAACCAUGGCUUUGGUUGCAGGUCUUAUUCGCCACAACCAUGUUUCUGAAGCAUGGGAAAUAUUCAGAAAUAUGAAGGAAAAAGGAAUCAUGGUUACUCAGAAAUCAUAUUCAGUAUUCAUUAGGGAACUUUGUAGAGCUUCAAAAACAAAUGAGGCCUUUGAGCUUUUGAGUGAAAUGUGGAAUUCCAAAAUUAACAUUGGAGAUGGAAUAUUCCAWUUGGUUAUAUCUUCUUUAGAUAAGAAAGGAGAAUUGGAGAAAGCAGAAAAGGUCAAGGGAAUGAGCAGAGCCACUAAACUUUGCACUCAACAAGAUGAAUCAAUUGGUCUACCUGCAACUCAUCAAUCCCUAUGUGGAGGGAGUGACAUGGUUUUUAAUGCAUAUGAACCACAGCAACUUGGUCAAAGUGUAAACUCUAAUCAAUUACAGCUAUGCAGGACCAAUGUUCACUUGGUACAGUCAUUGCCUGAGGUUUAUAAUAACCAUGAUCUGCAGGAAGUAUGUAACAUUUUGUCAUCUUCCAUGAAAUGGUGCUUAAUGCAAGAAGCAUUGGAAAAAUGCAAAAUCAAAUUCACUCCUGAACAUGUUUUAGAGGUUCUUCAUAAGUGUCAAAAACAUGGUUAUGCUGCAUUACAUUUUUUCUCAUGGGUGGGUCAACAACCUGGUUAUAGACACAAUACAGAAACCUAUAACAUGGGCAUCAAAAUUGCAGGAUGUGCAAAAGAUUAUAAACAUAUGAGAAAUCUUUAUCAUGAAAUGAGAAGAAGAGGCUGCUUAAUAACAUCAGAUACAUGGACUAUUAUGAUCAUGCAAUAUGGUCGAGCAGGCCUGACAAAGAUUGCUUUGAAGAAAUUUCAAGAGAUGAAAUUUGAUGAAUGUAAAGCAACUAGGAGUAUGUACAAGUAUUUGAUAAUAGCCCUUUGUGGGAGGAAAGGCCGUAAAGUGGAUGAGGCCAUCAAAAUGUUCAAUGAGAUGAUUUACACUGGGUUUAUGCCUGACAAAGAAUUGAUUGAGAUCUACCUUCAUUGUUUGUGUGAUGAAGGUAAGUUGUCAGAUGCUAGGAGAUGUGUAGAAUCCUUAUGUAAGGGAGGCUUCACAAUUCCACUUGGUUAUUCCUUGUUAAUUCGUGCUCUUUGCCGAGCAGGGAGGUUAGACAAGGCUCUUGCAUUAGCAGAAGAGAUAGGGGAAGAAUGGCCUAAUUUGGAUCAAUAUAUUUAUGGAAGCCUUGUUCAUGGAAUGCUACGAGAGAGAAGGUUAAAUGAGGCCCUUGCUAAGGUUGAAACAAUGAAACAGAUGGGUGUUUAUCCGACAGUCCAUGUAUACACGUCCUUGAUAACCCACUUUUUUAAGGAUAAACAGGUUGGGAAGGCCUUGGAAAUGUUUAAAAAAAUGAUGGAACAGGGUUGUGAACCAACUAUUGUUACUUAUUCUGCAUUUAUUCGUGGAUAUAUGAACAUGGGGAUGGUUGUUGAUGCCUGGGAUCUCUUCCACCGUAUAUCAUUGAAGGGACCAUUUCCUGAUUUUAAAGCUUAUUCAAUGUUCAUAACUUGUCUUUGUAAGAUAGGUAGAUCUGAAGAAGCUUUGCAUCUUAUUCAUGAAAUGUGCGAUAAUGGGAUUUUCCCUAGUGCUGUUAAUUUUCGGACAGUGUUUUAUGGUCUAAACAGGGAAGGCAAACAAGAUUUAGCUCAUACUGUAUUACAAAAAAAAUGGGCUCUUAUUAGUAAUAGAAAGUUUCUAAAAUGAGUUUACAUUCAUUUAUUCUGGUCCAUAUGUAUUUCUUCCUACUCACCAGAAAAAGACAAAAAUCUGAUGCUUCUUUUCCAACUCA
Molecule: messenger RNA, 3328 nt
Organism: Nelumbo nucifera (sacred lotus)
Lineage: Eukaryota; Viridiplantae; Streptophyta; Magnoliopsida; Proteales; Nelumbonaceae
Source: RefSeq, a predicted model, not a curated record